Pomacea canaliculata is the source of this 3440-nucleotide messenger RNA. RefSeq lists its product as uncharacterized. Gene Ontology annotation, molecular function: DNA-binding transcription factor activity. NCBI's taxonomy places the organism in Eukaryota, Metazoa, Mollusca, Gastropoda, Architaenioglossa, Ampullariidae. The coding region runs from base 135 to 2699 and encodes 854 amino acids. Gene Ontology annotation, biological process: regulation of DNA-templated transcription. The record is from RefSeq and is a predicted model, not a curated record. The transcript is spliced from 3 exons.
UCCCCGAUCUUAUUUUUAGCACUCCUCGCUUGCGCCCACUCCGCACAGGAGAUCGAGUCCGGGUUUACCCACAAACCGGUUCAAGAUUUGCGGUGCAUACGGGCAUUUAAAGCUCAUACGGGGUCUUACGACCCAUGACUUAUGUUGAAGUUCGAUGUGUUUUGCUGUUUGCUGUGUUUAGCUGCAAAAUGUUUUCAAGUUUUGAUGCCGACCUGUUGGCGGCCAGUGCACAGGCUCAGGCCACGGGCAGUCUGACCCCCAUUUUGAAGAAAGAACUGUGGUUAAAGAUACAAACCCGCCGUCUGUUGGAGGGAAAGGAGGAGUUGGUCUUGCCUACAGCGACUCCUACUACAUACAAGAUCACUCAGGCCGAAAAAGUCAAGAAAGCUCGCCGACGGGAACAAAACCGACGAGCGGCCAAACGGUUUCGACAGAAAGAGAAACGCAGACGACAACAUCUACUGACACUCAUUGACGACUUCGAGAGCAGAAACGAAAGACUGGAGACCGAGCGCCACCGUCUGCAACAAGAGAGGUCACUCAUUCUGUCCAGGAUCGCUCACCACACCAAACUGUGCUCGUCGUGCCCGAAACGACUGACCCCUUCAGAGGUCAUGGUGGAGAAGGAUAUAUCUCAAGGAUGCAUUCCACUGUCAAAGAGAACGGAGGUGGAAGGUCGCGGAAAAGAUGUCGCAGCUCGCGCGAGCGACACUGCUGCUGAAAGUGUCGAGGUGACCUCUGCACUAGCGGGAUGCUCACGUGACCUGCAAAAGGGAUGGUGCACCGUGGCAGUAUCUCCAGAUGCCAAUGCCGGCGACGGAAACGAGAAAAACAGACCGGAAGAGAGCGAGAACAGGGUUAGACUUGCGGAUGACGUCACAGGAAGUGGGGGGAUCUGUUUGUUGAUAAGAAAUUUGGGGGCGGACAGUACCCAGCAGACAAUCGUGUUGAACAUACCCGCUACAGUUGUCACCCUCAGUGAGCAGGCAGACAGUCCUACACUGCAAGAUCCUUCUCAACAUCCUUCUCAACAACCUACUCAACAACCUACUCAACAACCUCUGUUUAAAGAAGUUCCAAGGCAGACUGACCCAGAACAUUCGGUUUGCUUUCAACCUCAACCCUGUGUUCAGCCUAACUCUGGGCAGGCAGACCCCAAGGUUCCGCAGCACGAUUCCAAGAUUCGAGGGUUUCAGCUUGGCAAGGUCAGUUGCCAGAUAGUGGAUGGCAAGGUUUGUCUCCCGGAAACUGUUGCCUUGCUUCAGUCCAAGCUUUGUGACGUCAGUGGGGGAAGCCAUCCAACCUGUGGGCCCAUCAUCACGGGGUUAGUCCCACCGCUAUCACCUGGAUUAUGGCGACACGACCCAACAACGGCGACAGCCGCACAUGACCUUUGCUGGCAAGCGAGUCCAGCAACAUCGAGCCACGUGGUCACAAGUGGGAGGAACAGGGGAAGGGUUUUCACGGGUGGUCAGGUCCCUGUAGUCAUGGACUGUAGUCCAGCGCGUUGCCCGGUACAACCUGCCUCGUACAAGAGCAAAGGAAAGAACUCUGCUGGCAGCAAGCAUCAUGGAGGCGUCUGCGCAACUUCCGCUCCUGGGUCGUCCAAACGCAGCCGUGUGUCACGUGAUGCUGAACGAGCGGAGGGGGCGCGAGUCAGAAAAAGAAAGAGUGCGGAUAGCGGAGUUCGUCGUCAGCUACGGCGAUGUUGUGUGACCGGAGGCGUGAGAGGACGGGUGGCACUGAAAGAGAGGAACGAAAGUCAACAUCGCGAAAAGUUAGCCACGAACGUGCUGCAGGCUCCGAAGACGGAAGCCGGUCAUGUGACGCCUCAGGAGCACAGAAUCUUGUCCCUAACUUCAGAAUCCCUGACGCCCAACCCCUUGGAGGAACGUUACAAAAGCAAGAUGGCGGGUGCUGAAGCUGCGCCCUCCCAUUAUCAGCCGGGUAAGGAAUCUCACACGGACGGGAGCCAAAUUCAGAUCGAGAACGAGCGAAGGAUGCAGAACAUCAAACACGACAAACGGUUUCAACAAUUUCUGGGAUCCAUUUUCAAUACUCUCGGCAGCUCCUCGAGCGGUACUAGUUCCAACCUCGAUGUCACGCCGUCGACCCAAACUAGACCAGAAGUAACGGGGUUGAGGUCCACAGAGUUGCGCCUCACUGCUGCUACAACUGGAGGAGUCGAAAAGGAUGACGACGAGGGCAAAGCCAUUUCCGGUCUGGAGCAGCGCUUAGAGAGCCUGUUGCUGCUGCACGUGCAGGCGGGGGAUGGGACACCGGCAGAUGGAGGUGCCAUAGACGAUCUGUCGACGCUGACUCUGUCUGCUCAGCCGUCCAACUUGUUUUCUGGCUUUCAGGACUUACUGUUGGAAUCUCAAGGCCUGUUCAGCCUGGGUUUGCUUGGCAGAGAUGCAAAAAGUAGAAUCCCUUCUCAAGAUUUUAUUCUUUCUCCUGUUCUUUCGCUAUGGAAAGGCAGUUCACCUGCUGCGGCACAGGGUACUUUAUCGGGUGAGCUACAACUGUGUCCUUCUGACUGGAAUCAUCACAAUCGCACGACAGAUCCCCACCCCGAGACCAGACCAUGCUCCUCUGGCAUCACGAAGGACAACUCCAGCCCGUCUCUGGACACCAACAGCCUCGUCAGCCAGCUUCUGCAGUGUCUCCCCUCGCGAGAUCUCAACGACCUUCCAUCGUGACCCUCAAGACAGUAGGUACAAUAAAGACCACCGUGAUGAUAAGGCUAGCACGGUACCUCAAAAGAAUGAAAGAACGUGGCGAGUGAAGAAGGUUCGGGGUCAUCUGAUUGUCCCUUCUUACAUGAACAAUGGUUAAUGCUGACUGCUGUACAUAUAAAUUUAUACCUAGAUACUUUAGUCUACUCGGAAAUUUUGUGAUAUUAUUAUUGCUAAUAUAGAGUAUCUGUAAGAUUUAUUCAGGCUACUAUAAUAUUUAUUAAUGCUUAUAUAGAAUAUAUGUAUUUAUUAUUGCUAACAAAUAUAUAAGAAAUUGUUUGGGACAUUGGUUUUCUCAUUUAUGCUUUGUAAGAUACAGCAAACGGACUAAAAUCAGUUGUGGUCUUGAUUCGUACCAUUUCUUUCAAAGAUAUACGAGAGCUUUAUCACAAGUUUCCUAAAAGUUAGCCAGCCAUGACUCACACACUUAUCGUGGAACUGUACACAGAAUCCUCUUACUUCUCCAAGACAAUGAGUAACUGAUGUUGAACUUUGAAGAUAUCUCGCGAAAGCUCCCACAGACACAUGUCCGUGAAAGAAAUGAGAGAGAACAGGAAUUUUGCAAACAUUCAGAAAACAACAUUGGAGUGUUGCUUGGACUCUGGACAGGUCACGUGUCCCAACGGUCCAAGUGCCAAUUAAGUGCAGAUAAAACAAGACAAGACAAAGAAUACUUGAACCUCGGUCUAAAAGUUCUUGUGUAAG